UUAGAUUUCUUCUCGCUGGCUUGACUGCAAAACUUUUCUAUUUUAGCUUAAAUCUAUUCGGUUUAUUUCCUAGUCAAAUUGCGUUCCCUGGCUGUUUAAAAUUUUGUUUUGAUAACCAGGGAGCAUUUGUUUUUGUCACUCAAAGCAAUGAUGGUGCUUCAAUUAGUUUAAAUCGUCUCUUGUAUCAUGGAGAGUGCACUGGAUAAAUAAAUUGCCUAUUAUUACUUCUGAAACUAACUUAAAGCAAAGUAAUUGGUUGAUUCAAGAGUCCGUAAAUGACUAGUAAUUUACCAUCUUGAAAGAUCUUUAAUUAUUUGAAAACGCUUGAUAAAGUUUAUUGCCAUUUGUAGUUAGUAUCAAUAUAACAUUUUAUUAAAACCUUUCUUGGUCAAUUCUUUCAUGAAGAGCCUAGACUUUUGUGACUCAUGCAUUCAUCAGUAGUUGGGUCUCAUACGAAAACGCCAGUUUUCUGGGAUUCCAGAUACGCUAGCCGCUUUAUAAAUUUCUGCGAUUCAUUGCCGGCUCCUCCUGCUGAAGAGAAUACUAGAGGAGUCAGAGUACCGCAUUCUAUCUCUAUCACCUUUUCAUUGUAGUUUCUGCGCUUUUCCGCUCAAUGUUGAGCGUAUACUACAUAGAGCUUCUUAUUUACCUACGAUAGACAGGAGCUAUGGACUACUCUAACAUCACAUUUUUCGCAAAAGUUUCAGUUUUUCUUAAAAAAACUACUCAACUUAUUUUCUAAAAAGUGGUACCAAUGGAAAGAGCGGCUACUCCCCUGCAUAUUCUGCCAGUCUUUCACCUUACCCACGUUCUAGCGCUUUAAAAUUUCUCUGGGGGAUUUUGAUCCAUUUUUAGAACUUCUUUUUAUUUCAAACGAGUUAGAGGCGCCUGAAAAUGGACUGCAAAGUUCCACGGCGUUUCAGAGGCGUCUGAAGUUCCACAGCGUUCUAGCAACGAGAUUUCAUUCUGUUGUAAAUGUUCAGCAAUGAGUUUAUGAUUUUUUUGUUUCGAAAACUACCCUGUUAUGUCUGAGGUUAUGAAUUCAAAUGAAGUAACAGGUUAUGAGAAGCUCACCUGCACAGAGGUCGCCAAAAUUUUUCUACAAAAAAUGUUAUGGCUUUGGAAAAUGACAAAUAUUGGGGUUUUGAAAGUUUACAGACACUUUUCUCGUCAACUACCCUUGCAAAUAUGGAAUUAAAGGUGUAAUCUCCCUAAAUUCUGUAGAAAAAAAUAUGGCCUUCGAAAAAAUCAAGUUUUGAAUUUUUGACCGUGUUGUUUAUCAGUUUUUCUCGAAAACUACAAUGCCAAUUCUAAUAUUAAGGGUCUGAUAUACUACGCUCUAAUUUUUUCAGAAAAAAAAUAUGGCUUUCAGAAAAAUCAAGUAGUUGAAACUACCCUGCCAGUUCUUAGGUUAAAGGUUUAAUUGAGAAACCCGGUUUUAGGAAUUCUCCCUAUUUAAGCGGAUACACCCUAAUUUUUUUUUUGAAAAACAUGGUUUUCGGAAAACUAAAGUUUUCUAAUUUUUUUUUGUCUUUUUUUGAUAAGUUUUUGAUUUGCUCGAAAAAUACCCGGCCAAUUCUCAGAUUACUACUCAUCGUGAGUUAUUUACUAGUCAUCUUGAGUUAUUUCAGCUCUUAUCUCUCGUAAUCGCCUCUAACUACUGGUAAUUUACACAAAAAGGUUCAGCCAAUUAUUUUCUGAGGUUAAAAUUUUUCGUACAUUUUUGUGUUUGGGAACAUUCUGUACUAAUUUUUAACAGUCUAUUCAUAGCAACAGCCUAUCCUUGUUGGAUUAUAAUGUGUCGUCUUUGAAGAUUAGUUAAUGUGACCGUACUAUGUUUUUCUUCCUCUUUUUUCUCUGCUCUAUUUCUGUCUCCUGGCAGGAUGAAAUAUUGAGCUCGGAAUGGAGUCAAGAGUACAUGAGAAGCUACAAGGAGCAAGUUAAAGCCAUGUUUUAUUACGCGUACGACAAUUACAUACUAAAAGCAUACCCAAGAGAUGAGCUGAAGCCAGUUUCUGGAACGGGUCAUAAUACCUACGGAGGUGUAAGUGUUACUCUCAUAGACGCACUCGACACGCUAGCCGUUCUGGGAAAUGCGAGCGAAUUUAGCCGAAUUGUUAAUGUGAUUGAAAACACGUUGGAUUUCGACAUGGACAUCAACGUUUCUUUGUUCGAGACAAACAUCCGAGUCCUCGGAGGACUUCUCAGUGGACAUCUCAUGUUUAACCAAUUGGGAGUCCGGGCAAAAAAUUGGCCGUGUGAUGGACCUUUGUUGCGUAAAGCCCAAAAACUGGCAGACAAGUUAUUACCUGCGUUCGAUACGCCCACAGGAAUGCCGUACGGUACUGUCAACUUGAAAAACGGUGUAAACCCUAAAGAAACCCCUGUUACUUGUACAGCCUGUGUUGGGACCUACUAUCUGGAGUUUGCGACACUUAGUAGGCUAACUGGCAAUUCGGUUUAUGAGGAGACAGCCUUGAGAGCCUUGAAUUCUCUCUUUUUGUAUAGAUCUGGAGUAGAUCUUGUGGGUAAUCAUGUGAAUGUUACGAGCGGCGCUUGGGUUUAUACUGACUCAACUAUUGGCGGAGGGAUUGACUCAUAUUUCGAGUAUCUGCUCAAAGGUUCAGUUUUAACAGGAAAUAAAGAGAUGUUUAAUCAGUUUGAAGUUUUACUCGCAAGUAUUAAAAGUAACAUGAACAAAGAUGACUGGCAUUUUUGGGUGUCUUUGAAUUCAGGAAAACCAGUUAUGCCUUAUUUCAAUUCACUAGAAGCAUUCUGGCCUGGUUUAAUGACUCUUUAUGGCGAUAUUGAUUAUGCCAAGCGCUCGUUUGCCAACUAUUAUUCCCUUUGGAACUAUUACGGCUUUGUGCCCGAGUUUAUGAAUAUCCAAAAACAAGAAGUGCUGAAAGGAAAAGAGUCAUACCCACUACGUCCUGAGCUGAUCGAAAGUGCGUACUAUUUGUUCCAAGCUACUAAGGAUCCCUUUUACCUCAGUGUUGGACGUCAGUUUUUUGAGUCAAUUGAAUCUUCUGCUAAAGUUGAUUUCGGCUAUGCGCACUUGGAUCGAGUAACUGAUCACGCGCUUGAAGAUCAAAUGGAGUCAUUUUUCCUAGCUGAAACUGUAAAGUAUUUGUACCUUCUUUUUGACACUGAUAAUUUCGUAAACUCGGAAGGUAUGAAGCCUCGCGAGGCUUACUUAGACGAUGGAUCGCUCUGUCUUUUCAAUACAGCUGGAUACAUUUUCAAUACAGAAGCGCACUUAAUCGACCCUGCGGCUCUGUACUGUUGUCAUAACAGAAAGUCCGACAAUGACAUUAUUAAGUCGAGAACUAAGAAGUUUGAACAGUCUUUAUUUGAAUUCACAGAAGAGGAAACAUUUAAAACGUAUUCGAAAAGGAGAAAAAAUCCGAAAUUGUUUGAUGUUACUAAAGAAGAUAUCAGAGAUAAAGUGCCUUUUAUGACUUGUCGCCAUACCACUCAGAAUUUCUCAAGAUUGCAAUGUCCUGACGAUCUUAAGACAUAUUUAACCGAAUCAGCUUUACAAUACGAUCCGCUUGUUAGUUACGGUAUAGAUACUACAAGACAGUUCUGUUAUGACCUUUGCGGGUUCAGCAAGUCAGCGAUGUAUGGGCAAGUUAUCAGUGAUUCGGUGUGCUAAGUACGAAUUCUACAAAUGAGAUAGUUGUUCCUAUUUAGAGCGAUAAGCAUUGAAGGGUCGUUGUAAUAGUCUGGCAAUGAGCAUUGACUUGCUUUAUGAUGGACUUUAAUAUACGCAGAGAGAUCAGUGAAGCGAAAACUCAAAAGGGAGUCGGCCAUAAUGAAAUAAAUAUACUGGUUUGCUUCUCUAACAAAUAAUUGCAUAAACUUCAGCUUAACUUUUGAAUAUUUGAUGGUGUGCUGGAAACAUUGAAAUUGUAGUAGAUAUUAGUAAUUGUAAGUGUUUCCUUCAUCAAAUUUAAUUUAGUUGAAGUGUU
This is a messenger RNA of Symsagittifera roscoffensis, 3974 nucleotides long. RefSeq names its product ER degradation-enhancing alpha-mannosidase-like protein 2. Gene Ontology annotation, molecular function: mannosyl-oligosaccharide 1,2-alpha-mannosidase activity; calcium ion binding. Gene Ontology annotation, biological process: mannose trimming involved in glycoprotein ERAD pathway; carbohydrate metabolic process; endoplasmic reticulum mannose trimming. The transcript has 2 exons. Lineage: Eukaryota; Metazoa; Xenacoelomorpha; Acoela; Convolutidae. The record is from RefSeq and is a predicted model, not a curated record. Gene Ontology annotation, cellular component: endoplasmic reticulum; membrane. The coding region runs from base 1835 to 3658 and encodes 607 amino acids.